This is a messenger RNA of Austrofundulus limnaeus, 1750 nucleotides long. RefSeq names its product nicolin 1 (gene nicn1). Gene Ontology annotation, cellular component: nucleoplasm. NCBI's taxonomy places the organism in Eukaryota, Metazoa, Chordata, Actinopteri, Cyprinodontiformes, Rivulidae. The record is from RefSeq and is a predicted model, not a curated record.
AUGCAGGAGAAGCCGGACCACGUGGUGACGGUGAGACUGAUCCUGAGACAGCCGUCCUCUGCCUGGCUCACCUUCAGCCUGGAGGACAUCAGGGUCUUCCCCCACAUGGAACCACUGAAGGAGCCAGAGAAGGAGGUCUCUGAUUGGCUGUCAGACCUGAUCCUGGUGGAUCAGCACCCGGAUCUGGAGGGCCUCCCUGAUCCACAGACGGUUUCAUCCAGCAUCCAGCAGAUGUGGGCUCUGACGGAGGUGAUGCAGUCCAACCAGACCUCCGCCUCUAUCGGACGAUUUGAUGUAAUGACUAUUGAAAAAGACAUUGAUGUCCUCCAAAUGAAAGUGGACAUCUCAGUAAAGUGACAUCUGUAACUUCCCUCUCAGACGGCUCUGAUGGGUGGCUUUGCCCUCAGGAUCCUCUUCACUUUUUCUUUUCAUUCUUUUUUCUUCUUUCUUUGUAAUGAUCUCACCUUCAGCACCUCCUCCUCCUCCUCCUCUUCCUCCUCCUGCUGCUGCUGCUGCUGCUGCUGCUGCAGGCAGUCCACCAUCAGACUAGGUUCUGACACGGACCAAACUUAUGAUCCUGCAGCCGAAGGAUAACCUGAAGACCCCAGCACACAUCUUUGGUAUCACCUGUCCCUGUCAGGAACCUGGACCUUCUUUUAUAGCUGCUUUGGGUUUAUUUGGUUCUGAUAGAACCAGGACUGUUUUGAGCUGCUAAACUUGAGUAGCUGAACCAAGUAUCUGAAUUUAAAUAUUUGAGUUGUUGGACUUUCAAUUGAAUUAACUUUUGAUAAUAAAACUGAAAGCUGUGCUGCUCAGCUUUUUGAAAUCCUUUCAGUUUUUUGUGUUGAAGAAAAAGAAACUGCAGGUUCUGUAAAUGCAGUUGACAUUUUUUUGCAGCUCAAACCUGAUUCUGUAAAACCAGCUGCUCCUCAUGAAGACAGGAUCAAUCAUUAGGAAGAAGUCAAACCUGUUGUCUCCAUAAUGAGGCCCUGUCUCAGCCAUGUCUCAGAGUCCACAGUUUAUUCUCUGUGUUUAUUUAUCCUGCCGCCAUGUGGAACCAUUGUUUACCCUGCUGGCCCUGUCCUUGGACGUCCAUACGUCUCUGAAAUGGAUAAUACCUGCCAGAAUCUAAUUUGCAGCGUCCCACCCGUCCCCUGUCCUCGUUUCCCUCCUUUUGUUGGAGCUUUUAGGCUUUAUGCUCCUCAGAUAACAAAUAUCUGAUCUGUCCGGAUGAAACGGAUUACAGACCAGAGAGAAGCUCCGAAACACCAGGAAAACUGCAACAACACAAAAACAACCUAAUAGAUUUUUGAUUCGGGGUGUUUCGGUCGACUGUUGAGUUGAAAAUGAUAUUUUUAAACGUGCGUUGUGUCGACACGGUCCUCACAGAUGGAUGAAAGCAGAAUGUGAAGCAUGCCUCCAAGAUACAUGGUUUUUCAUUCUGCGUCUACGUCUGUGUGGAGCUCAGGCCUACAGAGUCCAGGUGUGUGUGUGUGCGUGUGUGUGUGUGUGUGUGUGUGUGUGUGUGUGUGUGUGUGUGUGUGUGUGUGUGUGUGUGUUGGUCUGAACAUACUGAGCUCCAACAUCUAAGUGUAACUUUGUAGUUUAAUGUGAUAAAUUCAGAGGAUAAAUAUUGUGUCGAAUCAUAAAUGAACAGAUGAAGUUUUUCCUCCACUGGAGACACUGUUGUUUAUUUAGUUCUAAAACAUUAAGUUUGAUGAAUUAACAACUAUUAAAAGUCUAUUAAAUA